AUGCUCUCAACUCCUUUCUUCUUCAACUUCCAUCCUCACCAAUUUGGCAAUCACAUUGAGGAUUUUUCAUCUCAUUUGCUCUUCGAGGCGACGGGCGACUCCGAGGCCGACUCCUUGGUCGGCCACGGAAGCUCGACCGUCUCGGUGGAGUUUAACGACGCUGAAUCUUGCACGGAUGACACUCCUGCUAUGCGUAACGAGGUCCAGAUGUAUGAAAACGAUGACGAUGACGAGAAUGAUGAGGAGGUCGAAAGCAAGCCAAUUGGAUUCAUGACAGAGUCAAGUGGUUCUAUUGAUUCAGCUGAGGAGUUCAAAAUGUUGAAUGAGGUGGAGAAAAACAGGUUGUUUUGGGAGACUUGUUUGGCUUCAUAA
Molecule: messenger RNA, 372 nt
Organism: Cucurbita pepo subsp. pepo (vegetable marrow)
Lineage: Eukaryota; Viridiplantae; Streptophyta; Magnoliopsida; Cucurbitales; Cucurbitaceae
Source: RefSeq, a predicted model, not a curated record